AUGUGCCAUGAUAAAUCUGUCAAAGGUUUUGCACAGUUGAAGUUCACGGGAUCGGUGUUUGAAACAACAUCAAUCUUCAUCUACACUAGUUCUCUCAACAUUAUCAAUAUCUUUGUAGCAGACUACAAGGAUGAUGACAGUAGGACUCCUCAAAGAAAUGAGCUAAACAUUGACAAGGCCAAAGGCCAAUUCUGUGCGGCGGCCACUGCACUGACUCAGAAUGAACUGCAGUGUAUUAUUUUAAAUUACAGAGGGGUAGUUGGAGAGCGGGAAUUUUCUCCAGCUGCCAAAGCUGUCGACUGUGCGCUACGGAAACAGGAGGCGAGCAUAGCUAGACACAAUGGUGGGGAAAAUGAUGAUGACUCUGACCAGAACUGGAAACCACCAGAAAAUGACCUGAUCCAGAAGUUAAUAGCACAGAUUGAAUAUUACUUCUCAGAUGAGAACCUUGAGAAAGAUGCCUUCCUUCUAAAGCAUGUGAGAAGAAAUAAGAUGGGCUAUGUCAGUGUUAAACUCCUUACUUCUUUUAAGAAGGUGAAACACCUUACCCGUGACUGGAGGACCACAGCCUAUGCACUGAAGUACUCAGACACUCUUGAGCUCAAUGACGAUAACAGAAAGGUUAGAAGAAAUACUCCAGUUCCAGUGUUUCCAAGUGAAAACCUCCCUACCAGGAUGUUACUGGUGUAUGAUAUCCACAUGAUUUCUGAGCUGCAGGCUCUUAACAAACAACAAGAAAACGGAUGCAUGCAAGAAAGGAUAAUGGAGCAUCUCCUCAAAACCUUUGUAACUUUUGGUGUAAUUUCAUCAGUUCGUAUUCUCAAGCCUGGUAGGGAUCUACCACCUGAUAUCAGGAGGGUCAGCAAUCGGUACACCCAACUGGCAACUCAGGAAUGUGCUAUUAUAGAAUUUGAAGAAGUAGAUGCUGCCGUGCGUGCUCAUGACUUCAUGUGUGCUGAAAAGAAAGAGACCAGCAUGAAAGUUGUCCUAAUAGGCAUGAAACCUCCAAAGAAAAAAGUUCCCAAAGACAAGAACCAAGAUGACGAUACCAGCAAGAGUCUUAAGAAGGCUAGAUCCCUUAAUAAGAGAGUUGAGGAACUUCAGUUUGUUGGUGACGAAUCGUCAGCAAAUAGCUCUUCUGACCCAGAGAGUAAUCCUACAUCACCGUUGUCAGGACGCAAAAGUACUGCAACAAAUACUAAGAGUAAUUUGAGCCCCAUCAUCCACUCAAACAACCAUUUGAGUCCUAAUGUGUCACCCAGAUCAAGUCCUUGGAAUAGUCCAUCUUCACUGAGAAAAGUAACCAGAAAGUCUCCGCUGGCUGAAGACAGCAAGCUUAACCCAAGCAGUAGUCCUGAAAUUCCACAGAAAUGUACAGAUUAUUCCUCAGAUAGCAGUAUCACUCCUUGUGGUAGCCCCUGGGUACAGAGAAGAAAAUCUCAAACCGUAACACAAGAGAAGAGUCCCGGCAGUAGCCCCAUGUUGGCUCGGAAAAUACAAAAUGCAGAUGGUCUACCUGUAGGGGUGCUGCGGCUGCCUAAAGGUCCUGAUGGCACUAAAGGAUUCCACAAUGGAUGUGAAAGAAGGAAGGCUAUGAAGAAUGAAUCAAUCAUUCUUUAAAAACAAAUCUCACAAGUCAGUCAACUGCUUUUGCUCAAGCCUGGUGAGAAAUUGUCACUUGAGUGACUGAGUUAAUUCAGUAUUUAAUUUUAAAAGAUUUUUUUAUUCAUAUAGGGACUUUAUCAUUUGUAUAUUUGUAUAUUCAUUCCACAAAAUCACAGAACAGUUGAGGUUGGAAGGCAUCGCUGGAGAUUGUCCAGUCCACCUCCUUUGC
Haliaeetus leucocephalus (bald eagle) is the source of this 1834-nucleotide messenger RNA. RefSeq names its product la-related protein 6-like. Bases 1 to 1620 code for a protein of 539 amino acids. Gene Ontology annotation, cellular component: nucleus. Lineage: Eukaryota; Metazoa; Chordata; Aves; Accipitriformes; Accipitridae. Gene Ontology annotation, biological process: RNA processing. Gene Ontology annotation, molecular function: mRNA binding. The transcript has 5 exons. The record is from RefSeq and is a predicted model, not a curated record.